Messenger RNA from Verticillium alfalfae VaMs.102, 168 nucleotides. RefSeq lists its product with no specific name. NCBI's taxonomy places the organism in Eukaryota, Fungi, Ascomycota, Sordariomycetes, Glomerellales, Plectosphaerellaceae. The record is from RefSeq and is a predicted model, not a curated record. The coding region runs from base 1 to 168 and encodes 55 amino acids. The transcript has a single exon.
AUGGCCGUCGUCACGAUUGUUGCUGGCGGCCUGUUGGCCGCUCUGCUACAGGCCGGUGUUUUGCGAAUGGGGGCCAACGGGCUUGUUGGAUUGGGCGGCACUCAGGAUUGUAUCCUUUGCGUAGGCGUCUAUGGAGCCGUCAUGGCUGUGGUUGCUGGAAUACUCUGA